Molecule: messenger RNA, 1589 nt
Organism: Fundulus heteroclitus (mummichog)
Lineage: Eukaryota; Metazoa; Chordata; Actinopteri; Cyprinodontiformes; Fundulidae
Gene: tulp4b
Product: TUB like protein 4b
Exons: 9
Coding region: 477-1589 (370 amino acids)
Biological process (GO): intraciliary retrograde transport; protein localization to cilium; non-motile cilium assembly
Cellular component (GO): intraciliary transport particle A; non-motile cilium
Molecular function (GO): protein binding
Source: RefSeq, a predicted model, not a curated record
UGCUGUGAUCGGCAACGGUGCUUUUGCUGCACUUGUUAAAUCCGCGCCUGAAACUCCUGCUGCAUUUUCCCUGCUGCCCGCCUCAUGGCAACCCCGUUUAAAGACACAAGCACAAAGUGCGCCAAAGGAGACGCGCCUGGCAGCACUACGGCGCUGUGCAUCCUCUCCGGAUUGAUAUACACGCUUACAUCGGUGUCAGGAUUGCACAACUCUCCGGGAUGGGUGACUGGCAUCUAAGGAGGCACGCAUCUUCUAAUGGCUGACUCUAAAGUGCAGAUUUGAAUGAGUUAUACUGGAUGAAUGCAUGAAUGAAUGAAUGAAUGACUGGAGUGCUGGACAUCCUCUGGCUGUAUGAUGCAUUUUACCCCCCCAUUAUAGGUCAUUUUGUAAGCGCCAACAGGAAAGCAACCAUCACCCUUCAGUGCAUCAUCUGGAUGGAAAUAUGGACACCUUCAGGGGACGCAUUUUGAUUCAACAUGCCCAGGAACUAUGAGCAGCCUGGUCAGUCAGUAGGGAUGUUGGCCGCCGUGGAACAUGGACCCAUCCUGUGCAGCGACUCCAACAUCCUCUGCCUCUCGUGGAAGGGCCGCGUCCCCAAGAGCGAGAAGGACAAGCCGGUGUGCCGGAGACGCUACUACGAGGAGGGCUGGCUCGCCACGGGGAACGGGCGAGGAGUUGUCGGGGUGACGUUCACGUCGAGCCACUGCAGGAGGGACAGAAGCACGCCGCAGAGAAUCAAUUUUAACUUGCGAGGACACAACAGCGAGGUCGUCUUGGUACGCUGGAAUGAGCCCUUUCAGAAGCUGGCUACCUGUGAUAUGGAAGGCGGCAUUUUUGUAUGGAUCCAGUAUGAAGGACGAUGGUCUGUGGAGUUAGUGAAUGACAGAGGAGCUCAGGUGAGUGAUUUCACUUGGUCCCAUGACGGCACCCAAGCUCUCAUCGCGUACAGGGAUGGCUUUGUGUUAGUCGGAUCGGUCAGUGGGCAGAGACACUGGUCCUCAGAGAUCAACCUGGAGAGUCAAAUCACCUGUGGCAUAUGGACGCCUGAUGAUCAGCAGGUCUUGUUUGGAACCGCGGAUGGGCAGGUGAUAGUGAUGGACUGCCAUGGACGGAUGCUCGCUCACGUGCUGCUGCAUGAGUCCGACGGCAUCGUCAGCAUGUCGUGGAACUGCCCUAACUUCCUUGUCGAGGACAGCACCGAGAGCGACACCGACUCCGAUGACAAUAUUCUGCCUUUAGUGCGAAGAGUCAAGCCUUUGCUGACAGUCACCUUCAUAUCCGGAGAUAUCAGUUUGAUGAACAACUACGAUGAUCUGUCUCCAGCUGUAAUUCGUUCAGGACUGAAAGAUGUGGAAGCCCAGUGGUGCUCUCAAGGAGACCUCUUGGCUGUGGCUGGCAUGGAGAAACACGUGCUCCCAGCAGACACGGCCUGUGCGUCCAUCAUGAGGAAUGCUCUGGUUAAGUUCUAUAAUGUACAAGGAGAGCACAUAUACACUCUGGAAACACCUGCACAGUCGCUCCACGCUCCUGCUUGCCUCGGUGCCAUGGAGCUUCUUUUUACUCAGCUGGCAGCCCGGGAGCAGCGGUGA